CCCCCCCAACGGCGCGCGCAACCAAACGCCAAGACGCAAAGCGAGCUAGCUAGUGGAAGAGAAAGGCGGAGGCGUCACGAGACCGGUGCAACUUUUUUUCUUCUUCCUCUCCGGAUCGAUCGGUGCGUGCACGUGGGUGCGUAUAUAUAGGGCGGCGGAUGGAGAGGAGGAGCUGGUUCGGGAGGAGGAGGAGGAAGGCGCGGGGAGGCAGCGGCGGCGGCGGCGGCGGGGAGGCGGAGGCGGAGGAGAAGGUGGUGAUGGACGGGUCAGAGAUACGGGAGCUGGUGGAGGACAGGGAGGCGUUCGGCAUGUUCGCGGAGAGCAAGUUCCGGGAGCUCGACGCCGACGCCGACGGCAGGCUGUCCGUGCGUGAGCUGCAGCCGGCGGUGGAGGGCAUCGGAGCCGAGCUCGGGCUGCCGGCGCGCGGGUCCUCUCCCAACGCCGAUCACAUCUACUCCGAGGCCAUCAGCGAGCUCACUCAUGGCAAGAAAGAAGAGGUGAGCAGGACAGAGUUCCAGGAGGUCCUGUCUGAUAUCCUCCUCGGCAUCGCGGCUGGGCUCAAGAGGGACCCGAUUGUCAUACUGCGCAUCGACGGCGAGGACUUGAGGGAGUUUGUUGAAAGCCCCAGGUAUGAGCCAGAAGCUGCUGCCAUCUUCUCCAAGAUAGGUUCUGAAGAUGUAUCUCUGCGUCAGUGCCUGCUAUCUGCUCUUCAGCUGCUGAAUGUCGACAAUGGAAUGCCACCAGCAUCUGACCCUUGGGUUGCGGAGAACCUUGUAGAGCCGGCAUUGCAGAAACUCCCUGCCGGCCAGCUUGAGCAACCGACCUCCCAAGAUGUCUUCUUGGAGCAGCUCAAGAAGCUCUUGAGCAACGUCGCUGAACGGCUUCAGGAGCAGCCUGUGAUUGUGGCACACACUGAGAACACCUUCGACGGGAGUGGCGUCAAGAGGCUACUGAACAACAAAUUCGAGCUGGACAAGUUGUUGGAUUCUGUCUGGAGAGAUGUACCCAUAGAAAAUAAGAACAAAGUAUCCAAGGAGUACCUGAUAGUCGCCCUAGAUAAGAUGGCUGAUGCAGCAAGCUUACCACCUUACGGUGCUGUUAAUCAGGUGGAUGCCGUGGUGAAUGAGGCGCUUAAGAUGGUUAAUGCUGAUGACAGAAUGACGGUAGAUGAGGCUGCAUUCAAGAAACUACUGACAGAUGUCCUUGGAGCAGUGAUGAUGCAACUAAACGAACACCCGAUCUUCGUCUCCACCAGCAGUGUAGUCCAUGAGCCAUUGUUCAGUUCAUCCACACUGUUAUCGAAAUCAUCGCCGAGUGAGUAAAUUAAACGUAAUGUGCAUGAUAGUGGACAUAAGGUCUACCUACCAGCAGUGCCGUGAUGUUGCUUUUUGUCUGAUCACGCACUGCGGGGCAUGGUUAGAUUGGCUACAACCUGACGAGAUGUAAAGACACACUUCGUCAACUUUGUUAGCCUGAUUGGUGUAUAAGUUUGGAAUAAGCCUUUCAAGCUAGACAGAUUGAUCAAUGGCAAAUGCAACCAUUUUGCAGUUUGCAUCGGUUGGAUUUGGGGGACUGCCUGUUCUCCAGGAACUCUUCAGUCCAGAGAACAAUGAUAAUGUUACGAUAUACGUUCAGUUCAGAGGAUAAUGAUAGAUAUACUAUAUACGAAACAAAUCAGCUGUGUUUUUCUGCAAACUUCUGGAUUGGAGACAACAAUGGUUAUAUUUAGCUAAGUUAUGUUAAGCCGCCUAUUCGCUCACUGGGGCUUUUACGGUUCUUCGAGGUUUUCGUAGAAUCUCCAUCCAUUUUGACAUAAGAAAUGAG
Messenger RNA from Oryza brachyantha (malo sina), 1824 nucleotides. RefSeq lists its product as uncharacterized. The coding region runs from base 159 to 1322 and encodes 387 amino acids. Gene Ontology annotation, molecular function: calcium ion binding. Lineage: Eukaryota; Viridiplantae; Streptophyta; Magnoliopsida; Poales; Poaceae. The record is from RefSeq and is a predicted model, not a curated record. The transcript is spliced from 5 exons.